Molecule: messenger RNA, 1017 nt
Organism: Setaria italica (foxtail millet)
Lineage: Eukaryota; Viridiplantae; Streptophyta; Magnoliopsida; Poales; Poaceae
Product: ubiquitin fusion degradation protein 1 homolog
Exons: 1
Coding region: 1-1017 (338 amino acids)
Cellular component (GO): VCP-NPL4-UFD1 AAA ATPase complex
Molecular function (GO): polyubiquitin modification-dependent protein binding
Source: RefSeq, a predicted model, not a curated record
AUGUUCUUCAUGGGGCGACGUUUCGCCGCUUACCAUGGCAGCAGGUUCGAGCAGACCUACCGCUGCUACCCCGCGUCCUAUUCCAACAAUCCACACCUGGAAGACGGCGACAAGGUGAUCCUGCCGGCGUCCGCGCUCCAUCGCCUGACCCUCCUCCGCAUCGACUACCCGAUGCAAUUCGAGCUCCGCAGCACCGCCGCCGAACCCCAGCGCACCUCGCACUGCGGCGUGCUGGAGUUCGUGGCGGCGGAGGGCAGUGUGAUCAUGCCGUGCUGGAUGAUGCAGAACAUGGGGCUCCGGGAGGGCGACGCCGUGCGCUUGCGGAGCGCCGCCCUCCCCAAGGGCACGUACGUGAAGCUUCAGCCCCACGCGGCCGCCUUCCUCAACGUCUCCAACCCCAAGGCCGUCCUGGAGAAGACGCUGAGGACCUUCUCGUGCCUCACGACGGGGGACACCAUCAUGGUCUCCUACAACAGCAGGAACUACUACAUCGACAUCGUCGAGACCAAGCCGGCCGCGGCGGUCAGCAUCGUCGACACGGACUGUGAGGUGGAUUUCGCGCCUCCCCUCGAUUACAAGGAGCCUGAGAAGCCGCAGCAGCCUGCGGUCGUCGUCGUUCCUGCGAGCACCAAGGCAACUGCUGACGACGGCGAUGUGGUUAAAGAUGAGCCAGAGUUCAAACCGUUUACUGGUUCUGGGAAGAGGUUGGAUGGGAAAGCCUCGAAACCGCAAGCAGCUGAGGGUCCUUCCACUGAGGCACAACGUUCUGCGUCUUCAGAUUCAAUCGGAAGAGCAAAGCAGCAGCAAACGUCUGCACCGGCGGCAGCUUCGUCUGGAGCGAGCAGUUCCAGUCGUCAGAAACCAGGAAAGCUUGUGUUUGGUUCAGGUGCGACAAGCAAGGUAAUAAGCGGUAAGGAACCACAAAAGGCUGCGGUUAAGCAGACGGAGGAACCCCCCAAGGACGAGACGCCCAAGUUCCAAGCCUUCACGGGGAAGGGUUACUCCUUGAAACGUUAG